Penicillium digitatum Pd1 is the source of this 249-nucleotide messenger RNA. Lineage: Eukaryota; Fungi; Ascomycota; Eurotiomycetes; Eurotiales; Aspergillaceae. The record is from RefSeq and is a predicted model, not a curated record.
AUGAGGAGUAAUAGGAAACAAGAAAAGCGCAAGGCGCGUCGGCGUGGGAGCAGCUCCGCAAGAAUCGCCCAACGCGCUGCAACGCCCGCCUGUCAACUUCCGGAAGUAGGGUUAUCAGGAAGUCAAGAAGUCAGAGACAGAUGCAAAAUAGCAAGGCUGACAAACUGGGGCGGGCGGAUGAAUGAGAGGCUCCCCGAUAUUAUUCCGAUGAAGGGACUGAUCUCCAGACGUUUGGAUGCUUCUCAGUAA